CUGCCGCACCUCUAUGAGCUUCCAACACUUCUCAGCUCAGUCUGCACCCUCCGCUGUCUCUACCGUGGACCUUUAACACAAACAAGGACUCAAAGAUGUCUCAGAAGAUCAAGGCAGGCUCUGUGGUGGAGAUGCAGGGGGACGAGAUGACUCGAGUCAUCUGGGAGCUCAUUAAGGAGAAACUCGUCUUCCCGUACCUGGAGCUCGACCUGCACAGCUAUGACCUCGGCAUGGAGAACCGAGACGCCACUGACGACCAGGUGACGGUUGACGCGGCGGAGGCGGUGCGCCGCUACAACGUGGGCAUCAAGUGCGCCACCAUCACCCCCGAUGAGAACCGCGUGGAGGAGUUCAAGCUUAAGCAGAUGUGGCGCUCGCCCAACGGCACCAUCCGUAACAUCCUGGGCGGCACCGUGUUCAGGGAGGCCAUCCUCUGCAAGAACAUCCCCCGCCUGGUGCCCGGCUGGAUCAAACCCAUCAUCAUUGGCAGACACGCCCAUGGAGAUCAGUACAAAGCUACAGACUUUGUGGUGCCCGGGCCUGGGAAAGUGGAGAUGACCUACACGCCCACAGGCGGAGAGCCCGUCAAAUAUGUCAUCCAUGAGUUUAAGGGCACAGGUGGUGUUGCCAUGGGGAUGUACAACACAGACAGCUCCAUCAGGGACUUCGCCCACAGCUCCUUCCAGAUGGCGUUGACCAAAGGCUGGGCCCUCUACCUCAGCACCAAGAACACCAUCCUGAAGAAGUACGACGGCCGCUUCAAAGACAUCUUCCAGGAGAUCUACGAGAAGCAAUACCGGGCUCAGUUUGAGGCCAAAGGCAUCUGGUACGAGCACCGUCUCAUAGAUGACAUGGUGGCCCAGGCCAUGAAAUCUGAGGGGGGCUUCAUUUGGGCCUGCAAGAACUACGACGGAGACGUACAGUCUGAUUCUGUGGCACAAGGCUACGGCUCCCUGGGUAUGAUGACCAGUGUGCUCAUCUGUCCUGAUGGACGCACAGUGGAGUCUGAGGCCGCCCACGGCACAGUGACUCGCCACUUCAGACAACACCAGCAGGGGAAAGAAACCUCCACCAAUCCCAUUGCCUCCAUCUUUGCAUGGUCGCAGGGUCUGCUCCACCGGGCAAAGCUGGACAACAACACAGAGCUGCGGGUGUACUCCGAGGCGCUGGAGGCCGUUUGCAUCGAGACCAUCGAGGCCGGUUUCAUGACCAAGGAUUUGGCCAUCUGCAUCAAAGGCCUGACAAAUGUGAAACGCGCUGACUACUUGAACACCUUCGAGUUCCUGGACAAGCUGGCAGAGAACCUGAAGAUCAAGCUGGCUAACCCUCCCAAACUGUGAUCCCACCUCCUCAGCAUCAGCCAUUAAACACAGACACGCACACACACACACACACACGCACAUGCACACAUUCACACACAUGCACACAGAGACGGAGUUGACGCUGGAGCAGAGAGGAGAGUGAGCCCAUGUACUCCAGGAGAUCUACGGACUGAAACCAGGUCAUUCCCUAACCGGGGGUGUGAUCGAGACGGGGUGCCUUGUCCUGGAGGAAGAGGAGUGUCGGCCUCUGAUCAGUGUAGGCCAUCAUCACUGUUAACGCAUCAUUAGCAAACCUCACGACUCAAACAUUACCGGUCUCCUGACCCGAUGGCUCAGUGACCUUGUUUACCCUAAAUGCACUAGGUCCCCUGAGGUGAGCUUGUGUGUUGUCAGUAUCUGUUGGUGAUCUGUGCAACAGACGGGGGACAGAAUCCGUCUUGAGGGCGCCUCGGGACCCUCACUGCCUUAUUAGUCUUGUGUCAAAGUCAUCGGUUCAUUCUUGUCAUCUCCUUUUGUCUCGUAAUGGUCUGACAAUACCUCAAAGCUUCAUUUGUAUGUUUUAGUGCCUGCUGAAAAACAAAGAGCACUGUCGUCCUGCUGGUAUUAAUAAUUAAACCCGUCGGCAUGGAGAUGGAUUGGCCGUGCAUGCUAUGUUUUACUGUUUUGCAGCAUCAAACACGUAAUUAUUGGACUGACGUUGUUAAUUUCUAGCAUUUAAACAAGGAGUCUUCUCACACAACUUGUAAACAACUACAAAAUACAUUCCUUUUAGAUUUUGUAUUCUUAAUCAUGUCACUUGAGAGGUGUAUUUAUUUGUCCUUCCUGUGUUUGUGUGUGUGUGCGGCCAUCCAGUACGUCCUGCCAGGAAAUCUACAUCAACUCUGUUGGUUUGUGAUCAAAAUUAUGCCUGUUGGAACCGAACAUAAUUCACAAUAAAUGGGUUUUUGAAGAA
Anoplopoma fimbria (sablefish) is the source of this 2274-nucleotide messenger RNA. RefSeq names its product isocitrate dehydrogenase (NADP(+)) 1 (gene idh1). Bases 96 to 1340 code for a protein of 414 amino acids. Gene Ontology annotation, cellular component: cytosol; mitochondrion; peroxisome. Lineage: Eukaryota; Metazoa; Chordata; Actinopteri; Perciformes; Anoplopomatidae. The record is from RefSeq and is a predicted model, not a curated record. Gene Ontology annotation, biological process: isocitrate metabolic process. Gene Ontology annotation, molecular function: NAD binding; isocitrate dehydrogenase (NADP+) activity; magnesium ion binding. The transcript is spliced from 9 exons.